CAUAUUUCAUUCAUAUUGGCACUAUCCAUUUAGGCAUUUCGCUUUCUGUGGAACUCCACCUUUUGCCCACUUCUUUCAUAUUAUUUGCUAUCGAGAUCUGGGCUUUUUCACUCUCUCUGUCCGUGAUUUCCCAGUUGCCUACUGGUAAAACAUGAAGCCUCGAAGAUGUUGCAAAUGCUUGGAGUUUUUCUGGAAAGAAUCAAAAAUAAAAUCCUGGGUUUCUGUAUGGUGAGUAAAUGUUCGAUUUAUUUCUGCUGAUCCACCUUCGCUCUCGGAUUUGGCUUCGCAAAAGGAAGAAGAGGAAACCAAGAAAAACCCUUUCCUUUUUAGGUCUUUAACCCAAUACUAACGGAUAAAAUCUUCAUUUUUCCUUUCCUUUCCGCUUCGAACUCCUAACUGGAUACAGUCCAAAAUCCAAUUACUUCAGAGAAUAAAAACCCACAGUUUUUAGCCUUUUUAUAUCGUUUAUUCCGACUUUUUUUUAAAUCUUUUCCACACCCAUACUAAUUUGUAGCUUUAACUUUAUAGAAAACCCAGGUAGCUGGAGUUAUAUUUGAGUUGAGCUGGGUUGGUCUACAUUUAGUUUUGAAUUGGAUUUUGAGGUGGUUUCUGAUUAAUUUUGGUGAAAGGGUAACAAAAACAGAUUUUAGUUGUUUGUACUAAACAGUUUAUCAAAAGUGGCAAAAAUGAGUUUAAGUGCAGCCGAGGAUGAUUCGGGGUCAGAGAUUCAUAUACCGGCAGGUACAGAUUGGCAUAUGCUUGAUAAAUCCAAGUUCUUUUUUCUUGGUGCCGCUUUAUUUUCAGGUGUAUCAUUUGCUCUUUACCCUGUUGUGCUGCUCAACUUGUUUGGACCCCGAUCGAUGUCGUGAGCCAAAGACUUAUGGUUCAAGGUUACAACAAUAUCAACAGUUGCAGAAAUGCAUUUUCAAAUUGUAGAUAUAAGAAUGGUAUUGAUGCGUUACGAAGAUCCUAAGGGUGUAUAGGGGAUUGGGAUUUCAAUAUUGACAUACGCGUCGAAUGCGGUUUGGUGGACAUCGUACUCUGUUGCUCACAAGCUCAUUUGGGUUGGUCUUGGUUGCUGUAUGGGUAAAAGAGAUGAGAGUAGUAUGAUUGGAGGAUCUGGUUUGAAGCCUGAUUCAAAAACCUUAGUGGAUGUCCAAGGGUUAAGUGCCACCAUAGCUAGUGGCGUUUCGGCUCUAAUCACAAUGCCACUUGACACCAUCAAGACCAGACUACAGGUUCUGGAUGGAGAAAAGAAUGGGAUGAGAAAACCUAUGACAGUUUUGCAGACAGUAAGGAAUUUGGUUAACGAAGGGUUAGCAGCUUGUUAUAGGGGACUGGGACCAAGAUGGGCAUCAAUGUCUCUGUCUGCAACAACCAUGAUCACUACCUAUGAGUUCUUGAAACGGUUAUCGACUAAGAGCCAAGAGAGCUGGCAUAACAGGGGCGGCUGAAGGAAA
Messenger RNA from Hibiscus syriacus, 1460 nucleotides. RefSeq names its product solute carrier family 25 member 39-like. Lineage: Eukaryota; Viridiplantae; Streptophyta; Magnoliopsida; Malvales; Malvaceae. Bases 1083 to 1454 code for a protein of 123 amino acids. The record is from RefSeq and is a predicted model, not a curated record. The transcript has a single exon.